Molecule: messenger RNA, 12113 nt
Organism: Python bivittatus (Burmese python)
Lineage: Eukaryota; Metazoa; Chordata; Lepidosauria; Squamata; Pythonidae
Gene: STMN3
Product: stathmin 3
Biological process (GO): microtubule depolymerization; neuron projection development; regulation of microtubule polymerization or depolymerization
Cellular component (GO): cytoplasm; neuron projection
Molecular function (GO): tubulin binding
Source: RefSeq, a predicted model, not a curated record
CAGCAGAGGAGACAUGGGCCUUGAACAGGAAAGCCAGAUGCUCCCAGGCAGAGCAGGGUGCCUCCCGCCGCACUGAGGCUCUGACUUUGCCCGGGCUGAGGGACCACGCACAGUCCGGAGAAUUCAAGAAACAGAGUUUCCCAUUUAGGAACAGAUGGAAGCAAACCACUGCUCACCUUGACUGAUUUUGAAGCAGCAAGCUGGGUCAACGUGGAUGGGAGACCACCAGGAGAUCCAACUAUUAAAGGAAGUCAGAAAUCAUUCCAGAAGAGGAAAUUUCAUCUGCACUGUUGCUAAGGAAACCACAUGGAUGCUUUCCAAGAAGUCCCCAGGAGUCGAGCUAAACUUGAAGUAGCAUUUAUUAUUACCACUGGCUACAUCCAUGCCCUCUGUGAGAGAAACAGCUGUUUGCUUGCUGAACGUUUGCUCGGGGCCACCUCACCAGCUCAAGCUCUGGGGGCAUCUGAACCAAGACAUGGUUCCAUCAGCACCUCUUUUAAAACAGUCGGGACUCCUCCCUUCUUUGUGAUGGAGACAUCACUGUCCACCUGAACAGCCCAGAAGAUUGCAUAAGUGGUGUUGCUCCAGGAUCCACAGAGCAGAUCCUCGGUCAGCAUGCCAAAAGUACUUGGCCUACAUCUUCAGGCUACGGUGGUUACCUCUCUGAUUCUGUUACAGUUAGAGCAUCUGAGUUCAAACAGAUUUGAACAGUCUGGACUGCAGCAGAGAAUUCAGGCUGGGCACUCACGGACUCUUGAGAUGCAACAAACUGACAUCCAGCAUUGCAGCACUUCGGCAGCAAAGCCAGCCUUCUGCCUCUCUGCCUCUGCGUUUUGCAGCAUCCUCUCCACCGCCCACCUCACCAUCAUGGCCAGCACCGUUUCAGCUUACAAAGAGAAAAUGAAGGAACUGUCUCUCCUUUCACUGAUCUGUUCCUGUUUCCACACCCAGCCACAUCCAAAUACCAUCUACCAGUAUGGAGAUAUGGAGGUCAAGCAAUUGGACAAGAGGGCUUCUGGCCAAAGCUUUGAAGUGAUUUUGAAGUCCCCCUCUGACUUGUCCCCUGAGAGCCCAAUUCUCUCUUCUCCCCCCAAGAAGAGGGAUCUGUCCCUGGAGGAGCUGCAGAAGAGACUGGAAGCUGCAGAAGAGAGAAGGAAGAACCAGGAAGCUCAAGUCCUGAAGCAGCUUGCAGAGAAGCGAGAACAUGAGAGGGAGGUGUUGCACAAGGCCCUGGAAGAAAACAACAACUUCAGCCGGCUGGCUGAGGAGAAGCUCAACUACAAGAUGGAGCUAAGCAAGGAGAUUCGUGAAGCUCAUCUAGCUGCCUUGAGGGAGCGACUCCGUGAGAAGGAACUGCACGCGGCUGAAGUGCGCAGAAACAAGGAACAACGGGAAGAGAUUUCUGGAUAAAAGGCUUUUCUACACAGCUAGCACCUGCUUCCUAAUAACUAACAAACAAAUCCCAACUUCUUUUUUGUCUAGACAGGGCAACAUCUGGUUUCUCCAUUUCUUCUGUCUCCCCGUUUUCCUGCCCUCUGGUGUACAAGCUACAUAUCUUUCUCCUCUCUGUAUCUUUAACAUGGAGGUUCAUAGAGACCUCCCAGCAGAAUAGCAAUUAGUUUACCUUGAAUAUAGAAUCCAUAAACCAGCUUUUCUUUGGGCUGUUCAGAAAAAGCAAACAUUUAACGCACAAGAACUAAGGUAACACUUGGAAUUUGUUUGGCAACAUUGCGAAGGGCUGCUCUCUAUGAACCCUCAUGGCUCUAAUUAUUCAGCCCCAGCCAAGGGACAGUAUGAGACUGGCAAAAGAGGAUCCUUCCCUAUCAAGAAUGGCAACAAGGCCAAUCUCACACAUAAGAAAUACAUCUUAAGUGCACUCUGCAAACGGAAAAGCAACUUUCUGUUUGCAAGCACGUGUAUUGUACGCAUGCAUCCGAACCACAAUUUGCUGUGGCUUCUUCCUUCAGACCCCCACCUUGGUCUGCCUGUAUAUGGGUAAAAAAAGAGGCCGCUGCUUUCUUGGUGGUGAAAGUUAUGACUGGAUAGUUGAGAGACUUGAGUAAAAGACAUCUCCUGCAGCUUUGUUUUUGCUUUCUUGAUUGAUUUACAGGUUAUGGUAGGUUUAUUUAAGAGGCUUGAGUUUGAAGAGCACAUUAAAAAAGCAAGAGAGCAGACAUGAUCUGUUGCCCUAAUCAGCCUCAGACCUAAUCAGGCUUUUAGACCGAAUGGUACUUUAUUUUCAGAAGCUCUCUCUCCAGGUUUAAGGAUCAUGGGACAGCAGAGUCAUAACAUAUGGCAUGUGGUCACUGGCAUCAUGUGCCUGGCUAGACAGCAACCAACAAGAUCUUAGCUAAACAUUAUUCCUGGAGACGGUAAGCUAAGUUCUCUCUAAAGAUGGAAGGGUCUUGUCAGAAGCACUGCCUGGUUUUUUUGUAGAAGGUCCCCUGUAGUAAAGAAUAUAAGAAUGGGAUAAUUUCAGCUUCAAUUAAGUACAGUGGGAGGCUGCCUCAAAUAAAGGAUUGAGAAACAUAAAGAAACGGGUGAAGUUGCAGAAGUAAUGGAAUGCUAAAGUGAGUGAAUGUUUUGACUGCAAUACUGUCUCCCUAUCAAAGGUAGGGUGUAAUUUUGGCACAUGUAAUUUUGAAUAGUUGGAAAAACUGUAAGAGCUGAUUUUCCCUUUAUUUUUUCAAACUGGAUCAGGCAGGUACCCCAUUUUGAAUGGCAAAAUACAUGCCAGCAUCUAUCAAGUGUGACUCUUACUUUUUUCAUUUAUAGUUCAUCUUUCAAUUUGCAGCUUACUUUAAAAAAAACAUCAAGAGAGUAAAAGGCUUAUUUAAAUUGCAGGAAAGCAAACAAGAAGCCAGGAAAAACAAAAGAUGAUCAUCCCAGCAUUAUCAGUUCCCAAAUGUCUGAUGAGAAAAUAGGCCUUAUGAAGGCACGCUGAAAGAGCUGAGCUGUUUUAAUGUGCAGACGUUUCUAAAUUUGCUGCAGCGUAUAAUUCAGCAAAAAGGACCCAUCAAAUAUCAGAGUGAGUGCCAUUUCCAACUGACCUUCCCAGAACUUGAAUCAUGACAUUUUAACCAAAAUAUAUAAAGUGGAAUUUUUGCACCAGCUCUUCUAGGGACUCGGUAUGUGUUGGGUGAAGUGGGAGAGAUCUAGUGUCAAUUUACUACUCUAGCAAGUUGUUCUCUGAGUGGUGUUGGCAAGCUGCUCAGCCCGGGCUGCUGGAUUGCUGCGAGACUAGAACCGUCAAGCUCUGUGGUCAGUGAAUGAAGAUGUAGGAAUUGUAAUAAUAUAGGCUGACUUGCAUCGUUGUCAUCAACAUCACCACCAUCACCCAGGGCAAAAUCUGAUCUGGGAUGAGAUUCAUUUUAGUACCAAAGAUCAUAUGAACAGUCCUCUUGGAUCAGGCCAAGUCUCAUCUUAAUCCAGCAUUAUCUUUUUCCCAGACGUUUCUGGGAUGUUCACAAGGAGAUGGAAACUGAAUUUCUCCCCUAGCUGGGUCCCUUCCAAUUGGUAUUUCGAGGCAGGCUGCCUCUAACCUAGCGAUAACAAAAUCUUCAAGAUCAAGACCUCUUAAUAGACUAGUCCUCUAUUAAUUUAUUCCAUUCUCUUUCAAAGCCAUCCAAGUCAGAGGCCAUCUCCAUAUCUUGUGGUAAUGAAUUCAACAGAUUAAUUAUGUACUGUGGUUGGCAAAAGGCAGCUUACUUUUCUAUUUCCUGACCCUGUAUUUAAGAAGUUAAAAGUAAUUCCUACUGAGCUCAAAUAUUACUUCAUUAUAUUAGAGUUAAUAUUAAAUAUUAAUAGGGUUAAUGUGUGUCCAUAGGUUGCAGUCUCAGUAUUCCCACUUGAAGUCUACAGAUCACGUUUCAUUUUCUAAGCCAAAUGAUUUUGGUAAGUCAGGAACCAAGGUCUACAUUUCUGCAAAAGUGCCAUCUUUCAAUUACGUUGCACAGAACAGAAACCCCACCUCCCGUGAAAAGAAGAGUGAGAGAGAGAGAGAAUAUGUGAGUUUAUGGCACCAGUGUCCUGAGGGGAAGAAAGAGACCAACAUAGGUUUUGAUAUUGCUGUGCUAAACAAGGACAUUGGUUAGACUUAUUAAUGCUGGUGACAUUUUGUCCCCCCCCACCCCAAUUUCUGUGAUUUAUGCUUCUCUUCCUUGUGAAUAACCUAUGCAAAUCCAACAUUAGAGUUUUGGGUCGAGAGUCAGCAGUAAAGCAAAUAAUCUCAAUGCAGCAUCAGAACCCUAGAUUUGGAUGACUCUCAAGGCAGGGUUCAAACUAUUCCAGCGUGGAAAGCCUGGAGACUUCUGCCUACCACUGUCAGAAAUAUUAGGGUAGAUGAACCAGGGCUGAAUUGGAGUAAAGCAGCUUCCCGUCUUCUUCUGCAAGUUUUUCCAGAAAACUGGCAGGAAGAUGAAUCCAUAUUCUCCAAGCCAUGCAUGGGUUCCUGAAGAGCCAUCCAUCAUAAAUCCUAGCUUAUUGUAUAGUACAGGCUUUAUAUUGUAUAAAAUAGUAUUUAUGGCUAUACGAAAGUGAGAUGUUAUCUGAGCUUCAUGGCCAACAAUUCAAAGGAAUUCCAAAGACCCUAGUUAGUGCGUGGGUGGGGGGAGGUUAUAAUGUAACAUAACUGCAGCCAACUUAGUUGAUAUAAGAUGAAAUUGUCUUGGGACCCUCUUGAAAUAAAAAUGAAAUUUACAGUCAAAUGAUUAAGCUUAACAAUGCUUUACUUUCCUUCCACUUUCAAAUCCCUUAAUAACAUUACUGUCCUUUUCAUCUACUACUUGGGGAUGAUAUCAAGAAAAUUUUCCUGCCUCUGAAGGGGCUGGGUUCACUUUUGAGACAGUCCUCAACAGUGCAACAAACAGUAAAUGACCCCUUCAUUUCUUUUAUUAAUGGAGCCAAGAAUAGGACAAACCCCAGAAAAAUCUUAGCUGAAGAUCUGCCUCCUGCAAAUUUCAACAGGAUUUUCCUGUAUAAUCAAGUGGUACCCAAUUCCUUAAUAUAUUGUUGUGAUGGCUAGCUGAUAUUUCUUUAGUUAUGUAUUUAUUUCUAAAAAUGAUCAGUGGCCCUAUAGCAGCAACUCUCAGGGUGAGAUACACUAAAUAUAGCUAAAAUAUUUUUUAAAAAUUAAAAAGCUAAUUAACAGCCACUGAACAACAGACAUGUAAAUACUGCCUACAUGAAAGGCUGUACUUAAGACUACUGUGGUGACCUCUUUCAAGUAGCAGUUUCAAUAAAGAUUUUGCACUGUAAUGUUGUUCUCUCCCAUAAUAAACUGAUCCCAGUUGAUAAAAUAGGAAAUAAACUCCAAAACAUGACUGGUUCACUAGGCCCAUGUUGGAGCUAUAUUGGCCACAGAUGCCAAAAUAGCUGCAAGGUCUCAAUGUAUUAUUUACUUAUUAUUAUUCUUUAUUUAUUCAUUUAUUGAAUUUGCUGCAGGUCUGAAUUUGAAAUACAAAAUUAUACCCCAGUGCCGACUUCCUGACUAGUGUACAUGUAUUCUCCCCUUGAGUAACCAUUACCCAGUCUUAGUCUGGCAUUUCCGUGUUUUGUUUUGUUCUAUGUUCUCCUGGAACUCUAAAGCUUCCUGUCUUUAUAGCCUCUGAUCAGAUCUCUGUUGUGCCUUUUCAGGCACCAGGAUAUGGCAUUUCAAGAACCAUGCUGCCAUUUUGUAAGUACUAGUGAUGUUCAUAACAUAACUUUGGGGAUGCUUGUGAAUUCUCGGUCUUCUCUAGGUUUCACAGCCUGUGCCUCUUGUGUGGGGCAGGAAUUCUUAUCUUUGGAAUUCAGAAAUGCAACCAACAUCUGUCAAAAAAGGUUGUUUUGGAUCAUGCUGAUGAAGGGCGAGGGACAUUAGGUAUGUCUCAUGGAGAGUAUGUUUAUACAGCCACAUCAGAGCAGUUGCUCUUCUUAGACUGAUGGAAAAAGUAUAGUCUGGUUUCAGAAACUGAAAUAGUCUCUGGGACUGAUGGGCAAGAAGUGAAGUAUUGUAUCACGGAAAGAACGUUCAGGAAAUCUUUGAAGAAAGCGGGUAAUCCCCAAGGAUUACCUGUAGUAUAUAGGAAGGGUGAAACAUACAAACAUUCAAUUAGUUACACAAAGGUGAAUGUUCUACCCACUGAACCCAUCAAAAAGAGCUGGAAGUCAGGGGCACUUAUUUACUUUCCCCAAUAUAUAUCUAGCCUGGCAGUAAUUAAGAAGUCCCGAGCAAGCGUUCUAGCUUCAUAUCCAAAGAAAAGGGCCAUUGUGCUGCAAAGAAUGUUUAGUUAAAUUAGAAAAAAGAGAGAGCCACUGGAGGGAGGCAUCAGUCAGAGUUGAGAGGAAAUGUGCCUGGGGACAGGAUAGAAGAACGGAGUUCAAAAGUUCUAGCUAACAAAUCAGUUCUAAAGAGCAAUCAUUGGUGAGAAGCACCGGCAUAUAAUACAGAAUUGUCUCACCCAUGUUUGAUACAUUUAAAAUGCUUACAUAGGGUUAAAUAAAUUCUAAGGAAAAAUAGAAUUGCUUGUAAAAAAGUGGUUGCUUGUAUUCCCCAGGCAGGACCUGUGAAAAUGUCUGCAGGAUGAUGAUAUCUUAGUUGCUGUGGUGCGGUGAGCUUGUGUGGUGUGUAAUUCUGACUUGCUGUAAAUUUAGGUUUUAGUAUUCUGAUUCUAACAAUUGAUGUUUAUUUCAAUGUUGACAACAACUGGAAAUGCCCUACUCGGGAGUGCAGGCAAAACAGUGCCACAUUCCUGCUUCUAGUUAUCCAUUUGGGGUCAGGUGCGUGGUGAAUUAGGCAGAAAGUUGGAGGCUAGUUUUCAGUAAGAUGAGAGACCUGAGCUCAAGCUGUCCCCCUCCAGAUUGCUGGGAAGGAAGAGAAAGCUGUUUGGUUAAUGUUUUAAAGAAUAUUUAUUUAAUCUGAACCAACAUUUAAACAUUUUGGUACGUGUUUGAAUUGUAUUGGCAGAACCCACUUCAGAAGUAAGAAAGGACCCAGCCUUCACACAACAUUGCUAACAUUGGUUAAGGUUAAUUUUAGUUAUAAUUGAUUUUAAUGUUGUGUUUCUGUGUCUUAGCAUGUUGGGGAAAUGCAGAGUAUUUGAUUGGUUUAGAGUAGAGCUACCAGAUCUGGAUGCCAAAAAUCUAGGCAACCACUAAGUGGUAGUAAAAGAGACUUUUUACUAUCAAUGAUAGUGGUUCCCUGGGUUUUUGCAACCCUAGUUUAUGGUUCAAGGUAUUGUGAAAACUCAGAAAAUGGGUUAGUUCAGUAAACUGUGUCCUGAAAAACAGCCCCAUGAUGUUGCUUGAUGAUGGUGUUCACACAAUACACUUAGCUUUUCUGUGCCAGCACUGCUGGGUGCCAGCCAACGAGACAGGAAGCUGGCUGCCUGCCAUCAUCCAGUGACAGGCAAAGGUCAGGCAGACCCUUUUUAGAAGGUCUUUUUACCAGUAUCUUAAGACAGCAACUGCAGGUGCCGUCAACAGGGUUAGCACAGGCUGAGACCAGGAAUCCAAUCAGCAAGUGACGAGUCCAAGGGAAAAGGCAGGAGACGCGAUGAGGUGGAAUCCAGAGUUCUAAGCAGGGCAGAGCAAGAUAGACAGCUCAGAAAGUUUGUUCUCAUCUCCCAGGGAGCGAGGCCGAUAAAUCAGCCAUGCUGAGCCUCUACCCCAUACAGAGUGGUGGCCCUUGACUCCCCAGCAUUGGUUCUUUGGUUCUGUGUCUUGGGAGGUUUCUCAGAUCUGAGGAGUUCUGCUCCCUUUUGUUGUUGAACCUUUAUCGCGUGCCUCUGUUUAGAACUGGGUGGCUGGACUUGAGGGUCUGAGAAGCUGUUGGUGUGGACAGGCAAGGGGUCCUGGGGGCUUGCUGGAUCUGCCUCAAGCAGAGUGGAGUCAUGGCUUCACCGCGACUGGAAUCACCUGCACCAAGUCUAUUGUCCCUAGAUGCCCUGGCGCUAUUUCUUCCCCAUCCUCCUCAUCUGAGGAUAUGUCCAGCAGGCCCAUAACAUUAACCAGACAGUUACAAACCUAGCAGCUGUGUUUGCACAACAUGUGAAGCUUGGUUAGGGGUUUUUUGUGUGUAUGUGUGUGAGUGCACUGUGUGCUUAGCAUGUUGUGCAAACCCAUCUCCUUUAAUUAGCUUGGAGUUCAGUGUACUUUCCAAUGCCAGAAAAUGGGUUAAUUUAGUAAGUAGGUUAACCAUGUUUGUGAAAAUAGUCAAAGAAUGGGAAAAAUCUGAAGGAACAACACACAAAGAAAGAGAGGGAAUUCAACAACCGGUCAGGCAGAAACUGAAUAAUCUCUUCAAAGGAUGGAAGGAGAAAGGCUGAGACAUUUUGAAAGAUCUCACUCCACCUAGCCUCCUGCCACAAAGAUAAAUUUAGAUGAGCUAAUCUGUUUCCUAGGAUAUCAGAGCAAGGUGCCGUUUUAAUGACAGGAUAUCCAGCUCUGUGGGGGCUUUCUCGUCUAAUUCCAGAUGAUAUCUGGAGGCACUGAUGUGCAAAAUUAUGGGAAGAUGUAGAGCCCAGAUUAAUGUAUGACUCUUCCAAUGUACGUCUUAUGGAGUUCAAUGGGACUGAGUAUAGGAUUACAGACUAAAGGGGCUGAUUUACAUGUCUCUGCUUUUGCUACUCAAUUGGGUGGCCACUAAACGGGGAACUGACUCCACUGAAAAGCACUUAAAUGUCAUGGAAAUGUUCCUGCUGUUAGAGCUAAGGUUGUGCAUACAGAAGUCACAGUACUGUGUUUCAUUCAAAGCAGUAACAAGGAUGGGUGGAUCAGCCUUCAGGCAUCCUUCUCCUACCCAAUCACUUUGAAAUACAUCGGAUUAGACCCUUAAUCAUCCCCAGUGUCUCUGCCAACUGAAAGUGAUGGGCUUUCUAGUCAAAAACAUCUGAUGGCUACGAGGUUGCAGAAGACUCUCUUUGGCAACCAGUGAAUUCUGCCAUGUAGUGUUUAGGUAUAGAGAAUGAACUCUUAUUCUUUCAUCUUAAUUUUUGAGUGCUUCUAAGACAGGAAGUAUAUGCAAGCAAAAAUUAGCUCAAAAUAUGCUGAAGUUGUCAAUUAAACACUAGAGGCAUUUUAUCAGAUAGACUUUUUCAUCAGUCACUGCGAUCCCUAAUGCAAAUAAAAGUAUUCCAGGAGAAUAGCUGGAUACAACAGAAAGGCCCAGAAAUAAGUCCAGUAUCAAUGUGUGUGUUGAAGAAAAUAGGCUUUUCCAUAUAAUAGGGUAUAAUGUGUGCUUGUAAGUGCAAAUCAAUUAUGGGAAAAUACACAAAUGAAAAAUGCACUUGAAAUAAUGAUUUUAAAAAUCCAGAUACACAAACCCAGUUAAAUUUAUAUCAGUGUACUUCCAUCCAAAGUCUAUUGUUUGCUAUGUUAUACAUUCUACACUAAUAACCAAUUCAUUUUCCCAAUGAAAAUAUCACCCACACAAAAUAGAGAAGCCUCAGUAAUCUUAAGAAAAACCAUGAUUUUUUUUAAAACACAGACAAUCUUUAGGGGGAAAAAUCCAAAUAAAGCAAAAUUCUAAACUGGCCCAGGAGGACUAACCAAGCAUAUGGACAGGUGGGGGCAGGGCAGAGAAAUAGGAAAGUGGGACAAGAAAUGGGAUUCCUGCAGAAGAGCACAGCACACCGUUUUGCAGAUCCAAGCCAAUAAUUUUCUUGUGAUCCACUGAAUUUUAUUUUUAGUCUCUGCUAAAACAAACCUCUGCAACACAGGUUACUAGUGGUAGGCCUUUCACUUUGGGAGAUUACGUGCAAAAUUAUUACAACAAAUAGCUAAAAUUAGACAUUUGCUAAAAUUACUUUUAAGUACAAGAGAGGAAGGAAGUAUGAGGCCCUAGGAACUGAAAACUUUGGGGGCUGUUCCGCCUUCAUAUCUUAAUUUUGGAAGUCUGUUCUUUGUAUGGAAAUAAGAACUUUGGAGUUAACUAUAACUUUUUGGCAUUAUUAAGCCCAAGAGAAGGUAACAAUAGCCUGCCUUGUGUUAAUGGACUACAUCUCACACCUAUUUUAAGAAAGCAACAGAUCUGCCUGGGUUUUUAAAAAAAAUCAAACCAGAUUGUCAAAUCUUAAGUCCUCUGAUUCAAAGUCUGUUGAUACAUAAAUUGGUUUUCUUUUUGGAUGGUGUUAUAUUGCUGCGUUGUGAAACAAACCCUAGUGUUAAGAAUAAAUGUAUGUCCUCUCUCAGUGCACAGUGGCUAUUAUCUGAGCAGUGCAUUCAAUACCUCUACAAUGGUUCUUGCUGCUGCUCGGUUAAUAUCUUCCAUUAACUGUAGAUAUCUUCUUGGUCGCCUGACGCUACUGCCUCCGUGCCUCCUAAGCCUAUGUUGCAACGUGUGGUUAUGUGGCUGCGUGUAUUAUAUAGUUGCCAACUGUGACAUCAUAAAAGUGCAUGUAGUGAAAACCACACAUAUGCACACAAAAUCCCUGGAUGGCUGAGGCAAGGAAUGCUUGUUUAUGGUGCUACUGAUAUUACUCCACAGCAGAUUUUGCAUUAAGAACCAGUAAUAGCCUAUACGGACUGAUCAAUGUAGAACAUUGGCAAUGGCCAUGAUUGGGCUUCUUCAAACCGUAACUGACAUAGUGCAAUGGAAAGAGAGCAGUGACCAUUGAAUGCCAGAGAGAAGACUGAUAUCUGGGGAAAAAAAAGGAUUCAAGGAUGCUGGAAUGUAUAUUCUAUUAGAUAGGUGGAACAGCUCUCAUCACAACCUUCUGCUGUUAAGACUGCAAUCCCUGGAAGUAUCUUGUUAGAACUAAAGGGACAAAGAAAAAUGUGUCAGAAUUUCAGCAGCAAAGUGUGCCACUCCUUCAUAUGUAAAAUGGAACUCUUUUCUCUUUUACAGGUGUAUUCUAAAUGUUCCACUAUGAGAAUCACUAUUAAAAGUUGUAUUACUUAUAAUGGUAACAAGGGUUGUCUCCCUGCAGCACAAGCUCUGCUUACAGGAAGUCUUCAAAAUACCUGUGCAGCAAACUUAACUUUUAUGGUGUUUCAUUCUCCCAAGGACCGUCCUCCUGUUUUCUCCUGAAGUCUAGUUAAAUGUUAUUGGCCUUGCAUAAAAGUCACUUCUUAGGGUGCAGUUUGUGCUGUUUUUGUCUUUCCAAAGACGCAGAAAAGUAAGAAAGUGUAAUGGUGUCAUGAAUGGAUUUUUCAUACUUGAGCCUAACCUGAUUCCUUUAAUUUCCCAUGCAUUUCAUUGUCAACUUGAGGUUGUUGUUGUGCAAAAGAAGUGAUUAAUGAGGAAAAAAAAGAAAUAAACUUGGUAUGAAACCACAACUCACCAUUUUUGUUCAUCUAUUGAAAGUUAGUUUUACUAUGGUGGUUUUCAAGUGGUUUUAUGGGAAACCCAGAGAUAACUAAAAAGACAGCUGCCACAAAUCUGGGGAGGCAAGAACUUUAUCUCUUAAUGGAUUCUCUCUGUUUUAUAAACAUUCCCUAAAAGUUUUUUUGAUAAUCUGAUAGACAGAAGACACCCAGUCAGGUUAUGUGGCCAUAUAUAAUGUAAUCUGUUCAAAUACUUAGAGGGUUUAUUUAUCAAAUUUCUCCCUUGCCCAUCUCCCCCCCAAUGGGGGACUCUUGAGUUCUCCACCCUUCCCGUCAGCCCAAUUGUGAGAAGGGGAAAAAAGACAAAUGCUUUAGGUUUACUUGCCCCAAAUCCUACUAGCAUAAUUUUUUAAAAUACGAGUUUAAUAUUAUCAGAACACCAGUUCUGAUCAUUUGCUGUAAUGGUUAAGGUGCUGGACUAGAAACCAGGAGACUGUGAAUUCUCACUCUUCCUUAGGGGUGCAAGCUGGAUAAGUGACUUCUCUCUCAGCCCAACCCACCUCACAGGGUUGUUGUUGUAGGGAAAACAGAAGGUGAGAGUGGGAGCAUUUCAUAUACUGCCCUAACUGGUACAAAGGCACUAAUUGCACUAGUAUAAUAAUCAUUUGAGUUGAAGUUUGUCUUUCAAUGCACAUGCAGCAUUUCUUACAAAGAAGUCUGAGAAAAUUUGAGAAUUCUCGGCUGGGUAUUAUCACAAAAAGAAAUUCAGUACAUUUCACAUAUUAUUUGGGAUUUUGAUUCCUGUGUCAGAUGCUCCCUCACCCAGUACAACUACUGUUUUGCCCAAUGGUGCAGUGGAACUCCAUUUC